CACCUAACGCCUGCCCAGAUAUACCACGUAACUGUGAUGCCCUGUUAUGACAAAAAGCUGGAGGCUUCAAGGCCAGACUUCUUCAACCAAGAGUACCAAACCCGGGAUGUGGACUGUGUAAUCACCACAGGAGAAGUGCUGAAGUUGUUGGAACAAGAAGGAGUAUCUCUAUCAGAUGUCGAUCCUGCUCCAUUGGAUACCAUGUUCAGCAGCGCUGCAGAGGAGGAGCUCACUUCCCACUCAGGAGGUGGUUCUGGUGGCUACCUGGAGCACAUAUACAAGCACGCAGCCAAGGAGCUUUUUGGAAUCCAAGUGGAUACGAUUCAGUACAAACCUUUAAAAAACAAGGACUUCCAGGAGGUGACGCUGGAGAAGGAUGGAGUCGUCCUGCUCCAGUUUGCUUUGGCGUAUGGGUUUCGAAACAUUCAGAACUUGGUGCAAAAGCUGAAACGAGGGAAGUCGCCCUAUCACUACGUGGAAGUCAUGGCCUGCCCAUCAGGCUGCUUGAACGGAGGAGGUCAGCUCAAACUCGGCGGUGAAUCCAGCAAGGAGCAGCUGCAGCACGUCGAGAGGCUGUACGAGUCCCCGAGGUCCGAAAUCCCAGAGCAGAACCAGGCUGUAAAUGAACUCUACGAGCAGUGGCUGGGUGGCGCGGAGUCAGAAAAGGCUGCGAAAGCAUUGCACACACAGUACCACGCCGUGGAGAAAGCGAGCACUGGAUUCAACAUCAAAUGGUGA
This is a messenger RNA of Mesitornis unicolor (brown roatelo), 738 nucleotides long. RefSeq names its product nuclear prelamin A recognition factor-like (gene CIAO3). The transcript is spliced from 5 exons. NCBI's taxonomy places the organism in Eukaryota, Metazoa, Chordata, Aves, Mesitornithiformes, Mesitornithidae. Gene Ontology annotation, biological process: iron-sulfur cluster assembly. The record is from RefSeq and is a predicted model, not a curated record. The annotation marks the transcript as partial. Gene Ontology annotation, molecular function: 4 iron, 4 sulfur cluster binding. Gene Ontology annotation, cellular component: cytosolic [4Fe-4S] assembly targeting complex.